Schistocerca nitens (vagrant locust) is the source of this 10050-nucleotide messenger RNA. RefSeq lists its product as uncharacterized. Lineage: Eukaryota; Metazoa; Arthropoda; Insecta; Orthoptera; Acrididae. The record is from RefSeq and is a predicted model, not a curated record. The transcript has 8 exons. Bases 1 to 10050 code for a protein of 3349 amino acids. Gene Ontology annotation, biological process: cell differentiation.
AUGCGCAGAAACGGGCUGCGCAGAAACGGCUGCGCAGAAACGGCUGCGCAGAAACGGCUGCGCAGAAACGGCUGCGCAGAAACGGCUGCGCAGAAACGGCUGCGCAGAAACGGCUGCGCAGAAGCGGCUGCGCAGAAACGGCUGCGCAGAAACGGCUGCGCAGAAGCGGCUGCGCAGAAGCGGCUGCGCAGAAGCGGCUGCGCAGAAGCGGCUGCGCAGAAGCGGCUGCGCAGAAGCGGCUGCGCAGAAGCGGCUGCGCAGAAGCGGCUGCGCAGAAGCAACUGCGCAGAAACGGCUGCGCAGAAACGGCUGCGCAGUAACGGCUGCGCAGAAACGGCUGCGCAGAAACGGCUGCGCAGAAACGGCUGCGCAGAUACGGCUGCGCAGAAACGGCUGCGCAGAAGCGGCUGCGCGGAAGCGGCUGCGCGGAAGCGGCUGCGCGGAAGCGGCUGCGCGGAAGCGGCUGCGCAGAAGCGGCUGCGCAGAAACGGCCGCGCAGAAACGGCCGCGCAGAAACAGCUGCGCAGGAACAGCUGCGCAGAAACAGCUGCGCAGAAACAGCUGCGCAGAAACAGCUGCGCAGAAACAGCUGCGCAGAAACAGCUGCGCAGAAACAGCUGCGCAGAAACAGCUGCGCAGAAACAGCUGCGCGGAAACAGCUGCGCGGAAACAGCUGCGCGGAAACAGCUGCGCGGAAACAGCUGCGCGGAAACAGCUGUGCAGAAACAGCUGCGCAUAAGCAGAUGCGCAGAAACAGCUGCGCAGAAACAGCUGCGCAGAAACAGCUGCGCAGAAACAGCUGCGCAGAAACAGCUGCGCAGAAACAGCUGCGCAGAAACAGCUGCGCAGAAACAGCGGCGCAGAAACAGCGGCGCAGAAACAGCGGCGCAGAAACAGCGGAUCUCUAGACCACGGGCGCGUACGGAGUUCGUCACCCAUGCUGUUGCAGUGAAGUCUCAUCAGAAAAUCAGAAACAGCUGCGCGGAGACGGCUGCGCAGAAGCGGCUGCGCAGAAGCGGCUGCGCAGAAGCGGCUGCGCGGAAGCGGCUGCGCGGAAGCGGCUGCGCGGAAGCGGCUGCGCGGAAACGGCUGCGCGGAAACGGCUGCGCGGAAACGGCUGCGAGGGAACGGCUGCGCGGGAACAGGUGCGCGGGAACAGGUGCGCGGGAACAGGUGCGCGGGAACAGCUGCGCAGGAACAGCUGCGCAGGAACAGCUGCGCAGGAACAGGUGCGCAGGAACAGCUGCGCAGGAACAGCUGCGCAGGAACAGGUGCGCAGGAACAGUUGCGCAGAAACAGCUGCGCAGAAACAGCUGCGCAGAAACAGCGGCGCAGAAACAGCGGCGCAGAAACAGCGGCGCAGAAACACUCUAUAGCCUCCGGUUACAGGAGCGUACCUCCAUGUUCAAUGUUUUUUGGGCAGUUGAACAUAAGCGGCUGCGCAGAAGCGGCUGCGCGGAAGCGGCUGCGCGGAAGCGGCUGCGCGGAAGCGGCUGCGCGGAAGCAGCUGCGCGGAAGCGGCUGCGCGGAAGCGGCUGCGCGGAAGCGGCUGCGCGGAAGCGGCUGCGCGGAAGCGGCUGCGCGGAAACGGCUGCGCGGAAACGGCUGCGCCGAAACGGCUGCGCAGAAACGGCUGCGCAGAAACGGCUGCGCAGAAACGGCUGCGCAGAAACGUAUGCGCAGAAACGGCUGCGCAGAAACGGCUGCGCAGAAACGGCUGCGCAGAAACGGCUGCGCAGAAACGGCUGCGCAGAAACGGCUGCGCAGAAACGGCUGCGCAGAAACGGCAGCGCAGAAACGGCUGCGCAGAAACGGCUGCGCAGAGACAGCUGCGCAGAAACAGCUGCGCAGAAACAGCUGCGCAGAAACAGCUGCGCAGAAACAGCUGCGCAGAAGCAGCUGCGCAGAAGCAGCUGCGCAGAAACAGCUGCGCAGAAACAGCUGCGCAGAAACAGCUGCGCAGAAACAGUGCGCAGAAACAGCUGCGCAGAAACAGCUGCGCAGAUACAGCUGCGCAGAUACAGCUGCGCAGAUACAGCUGCGCAGAUACAGCUGCGCAGAAACAGCUGCGCAGAUACAGCUGCGCAGAAACAGCUGCGCAGAAACAGCUGCGCAGAAACAGCUGCGCAGAAACAGCUGCGCAGAAACAGCUGCGCAGGAACAGCUGCGCAGAAACAGCUGCGCAGAAACAGCUGCGCAGGAACAGCUGCGCAGGAACAGCUGCGCAGAAACAGCUGCGCAGAAACAGCUGCGCAGAAACAGCUGCGCAGGAACAGCUGCGCAGGAACAGCUGCGCAGGAACAGCUGCGCAGGAACAGCUGCGCAGAAACAGCUGCACAGGAACAGCUGCGCAGGAACAGCUGCGCAGGAACAGCUGCGCAGCAACAGCUGCGCAGAAACAGCUGCGCAGAAACAGCUGCGCAGAAACAGCUGCGCAGAAACAGCUGCGCAGAAACAGCGGCGCAGAAACAGCGGCGCAGAAACAGCGGCGCAGAAACACUCUAUAGCCUCCGGUUACAGGAGCGAACAGCUGCGCAGGAACAGCUGCGCAUAAGCGGCUGCGCAGAAGCGGCUGCGCAGAAGCGGCUGCGCAGAAGCGGCUGCGCAGAAGCGGCUGCGCAGAAGCGGCUGCGCAGAAGCGGCUGCGCAGAAGCGGCUGCGCAGAAGGGCUGCGCAGAAGCGGCUGCGCAGAAGCGGCUGCGCAGAAGCGGCUGCGCAGAAGCGGCUGCGCAGAAACGGCUGCGCAGAAACGGCUGCGCAGAAACGGCUGCGCAGAAGCGGCUGCGCAGAAACGGAUGCGCAGAUACGGCUGCGCAGAAACGGCUGCGCAGGAACGGCUGCGCAGGAACGGCUGCGCAGGAACGGCUGCGCAGGAACGGCUGCGCAGGAACGGCUGCGCAGGAACGGCUGCGCAGGAACGGCUGCGCAGGAACGGCUUCGCAGGAACGGCUGCGCAGAAGCGGCUGCGCAGAAGCGGCUGCGCAGAAGCGGCUGCGCAGAAGCGGCUGCGCAGAAGCGGCUGCGCAGAAGCGGCUGCGCAGAAGCGGCUGCGCAGAAGCGGCUGCGCAGAAGCGGCUGCGCAGAAGCGGCUGCGCAGAAGCGGCUGCGCAGAAGCGGCUGCGCAGAAGCGGCUGCGCAGAAGCGGCUGCGCAGAAGCGGCUGCGCAGAAGCGGCUGCGCAGAAGCGGCUGCGCAGAAGCGGCUGCGCAGAAGCGGCUGCGCAGGAACGGCUGCGCAGGAACGGCUGCGCAGAAGACGGCUGCGCAGAAACGGCUGCGCAGAAACGGCUGCGCAGAAACGGCUGCGCAGAAACGGCUGCGCAGAAACGGCUGCGCAGAAACGGCUGCGCAGAAACGGCUGCGCAGAAACGGCUGCGCAGAAGCGGCUGCGCAGAAGCGGCUGCGCAGAAUCGGCUGCGCAGAAUCAGCUGCGCAGAAGCAGCUGCGCAGAAGCGGCUGCGCAGAAGCGGCUGCGCAGAAGCGGCUGCGCAGAAGCGGCUGCGCAGAAACGGCUGCGCAGAAACGGCUGCGCAGAAACGGCUGCGCAGAAACGGCUGCGCAGAAACGGCUGCGCUGAUACGGCUGCGCAGAAACGGCUGCGCAGAAACGGCUGCGCAGAAACGGCUGCGCAGAAGCGGCUGCGCAGAAGCGGCUGCGCAGAAGCGGCUGCGCAGAAGCGGCUGCGCAGAAACGGCUGCGCAGAUACGGCUGCGCAGAAACGGCUGCGCAGAAACGGCUGCGCAGAAACGGCUGCGCAGAAACGGCUGCGCAGUAACGGCUGCGCAGAAACGGCUGCGCAGAAACGGCUGCGCAGAAACGUAUGCGCAGAAACGGCUGCGCAGAAACGGCUGCGCAGAAACGGCUGCGCAGAAACGGCUGCGCAGAAACGGCUGCGCAGAAACGGCUGCGCAGAAACGGCUGCGCAGAAGCGGCUGCGCAGAAACGGCUGCGCAGAAACGGCUGCGCAGAAGCGGCUGCGCAGAAGCGGCUGCGCAGAAGCGGCUGCGCAGAAGCGGCUGCGCAGAAGCGGCUGCGCAGAAGCGGCUGCGCAGAAGCGGCUGCGCAGAAGCGGCUGCGCAGAAACGGCUGCGCAGAAACGGCUGCGCAGUAACGGCUGCGCAGAAACGGCUGCGCAGAAACGGCUGCGCAGAAACGGCUGCGCAGAUACGGCUGCGCAGAAACGGCUGCGCAGAAGCGGCUGCGCAGAAGCGGCUGCGCAGAAGCGGCUGCGCAGAAGCGGCUGCGCAAAAGCGGCUGCGCAGAAGCGGCUGCGCAGAAGCGGCUGCGCAGAAGCGGCUGCGCAGAAGCGGCUGCGCAGAAGCGGCUGCGCAGAAGCGGCUGCGCAGAAGCGGCUGCGCAGAAGCGGCUGCGCAGAAGCGGCUGCGCAGAAGCGGCUGCGCAGAAGCGGCUGCGCAGAAGCGGCUGCGCAGAAGCGGCUGCGCAGAAACGGCUGCGCAGAAACGGCUGCGCAGAAACGGCUGCGCAGCAGCAGCUGCGCAGAAGCAGCUGCGCAGAAACAGCUGCGCAGAUGCAGCUGCGCAGAAACAGCUGCGCAGAAACAGCUGCGCAGAAACAGCUGCGCAGAAGCGGCUGCGCAGAAGCGGCUGCGCAGAAGCGGCUGCGCAGAAGCGGCUGCGCGGAAGCGGCUGCGCGGAAGCGGCUGCGCGGAAGCGGCUGCGCGGAAGCGGCUGCGCGGAAACGGCUGCGCGGAAGCGGCUGCGCAGAAGCGGCUGCGCAGAAGCGGCUGCGCAGAAGCGGCUGCGCAGAAGCGGCUGCGCAGAAACGGCUGCGCAGAAACGGCUGCGCAGAAACGGCUGCCCAGAAACGGCUGCGCAGAAACGGCUGCGCAGAAACGGCUGCGCAGAAACGGCUGCGCAGAAACGGCUGCGCAGAAACGGCUGCGCAGAAACGGCUGCGCAGAAACGGCUGCGCAGAAACGGCUGCGCAGAAACGGCUGCGCAGAAACGGCUGCGCAGAAACGGCUGCGCAGAAACGGCUGCGCAGAAACGGCUGCGCAGAAACAGCUGCGCAGAAACAGCUGCGCAGAAACAGCUGCGCAGAAACAGCUGCGCAGAAACAGCUGCGCAGAAACAGCUGCGCAGAAGCAGCUGCGCAGAAGCAGCUGCGCAGAAACAGCUGCGCAGAAACAGCUGCGCAGAAACAGCUGCGCAGAAACAGGGCGCAGAAACAGCUGCGCAGAAACAGCUGCGCAGAAACAGCUGCGCAGAUACAGCUGCGCAGAUACAGCUGCGCAGAUACAGCUGCGCAGAUACAGCUGCGCAGAAACAGCUGCGCAGAUACAGCUGCGCAGAAACAGCUGCGCAGAAACAGCUGCGCAGAAACAGCUGCGCAGAAACAGCUGCGCAGAAACAGCUGCGCAGAAACAGCUGCGCAGGAACAGCUGCGCAGAAACAGCUGCGCAGAAACAGCUGCGCAGGAACAGCUGCGCAGGAACAGCUGCGCAGAAACAGCUGCGCAGAAACAGCUGCGCAGGAACAGCUGCGCAGGAACAGCUGCGCAGGAACAGCUGCGCAGGAACAGCUGCGCAGGAACAGCUGCGCAGAAACAGCUGCGCAGGAACAGCUGCGCAGGAACAGCUGCGCAGGAACAGCUGCGCAGCAACAGCUGCGCAGAAACAGCUGCGCAGAAACAGCUGCGCAGAAACAGCUGCAGAAACAGCUGCGCAGAAACAGCGGCGCAGAAACAGCGGCGCAGAUACAGCGGCGCAGAAACACUCUAUAGCCUCCGGUUACAGGAGCGUACCUCCAUGUUCAAUGUUUUUUGGGCAGUUGAACAUAAGCGGCUGCGCAGAAGCGGCUGCGCAGAAGCGGCUGCGCAGAAGCGGCUGCGCAGAAGCGGCUGCGCAGAAGCGGCUGCGCAGAAGCGGCUGCGCAGAAGCGGCUGCGCAGAAGCGGCUGCGCAGAAGCGGCUGCGCAGAAGCGGCUGCGCAGAAGCGGCUGCGCAGUAGCGGCUGCGCAAAACGGCUGCGCAGAAACGGCUGCGCAGAAGCGGCUGCGCAGAAGCGGCUGCGCAGAAGCGGCUGCGCAGAAGCGGCUGCGCAGAAGCGGCUGCGCAGAAGCGGCUGCGCAGAAGCGGCUGCGCAGAAGCGGCUGCGCAGAAGCGGCUGCGCAGAAGCGGCUGCGCAGAAGCGGCUGCGCAGAACCGGCUGCGCAGAAACGGCUGCGCAGAAACGGCUGCGCAGAAACGGCUGCGCAGAUACGGCUGCGCAGGAACGGCUGCGCAGGAACGGCUGCGCAGGAACGGCUGCGCAGGAACGGCUGCGCAGGAACGGCUUCGCAGGAACGGCUGCGCAGCAGCGGCUGCGCAGAAGCGGCUGCGCAGAAGCGGCUGCGCAGAAGCGGCUGCGCAGUAGCGGCUGCGCAGAAGCGGCUGCGCAGAAGCGGCUGCGCAGAGGCGGCUGCGCAGAAGCGGCUGCGCAGAAGCGGCUGCGCAGAAGCGGCUGCGCAGAAGCGGCUGCGCAGAAGCGGCUGCGCAGAAGCGGCUGCGCAGAAGCGGCUGCGCAGAAGCGGCUGCGCAGAAACGGCUGCGCAGAAACGGCUGCGCAGAAACGGCUGCGCAGGAACGGCUGCGCAGAAACGGCUGCGCAGAAACGGCUGCGCAGAAACGGCUGCGCAGAAACGGCUGCGCAGAAACGGCUGCGCAGAAACGACUGCGCAGAAACAGCUGCGCAGAAGCAGCUGCGCAGAAGCAGCUGCGCAGAAUCAGCUGCGCAGAAGCAGCUGCGCAGAAGCAGCUGCGCAGAAGCAGCUGCGCAGAAGCAGCUGCGCAGAAGCAGCUGCGCAGAAACAGCUGCGCAGAUACAGCUGCGCAGAUACAGCUGCGCAGAUACGGCUGCGCAGAAACGGCUGCGCAGAAACGGCUGCGCUGAUACGGCUGCGCAGAAACGGCUGCGCAGAAACGGCUGCGCAGAAACGGCUGCGCAGAAAAGGCUGCGCAGUAACGGCUGCGCAGAAACGGCUGCGCAGAAACGGCUGCGCAGAAACGUAUGCGCAAAAACGGCUGCGCAGAAACGGCUGCGCAGAAACGGCUGCGCAGAAACGGCUGCGCAGAAACGGCUGCGCAGAAACGGCUGCGCAGAAACGGCUGCGCAGAAACGGCUGCGCAGAAACGGCUGCGCAGAAACGGCUGCGCAGAAACGGCUGCGCAGAAACGGCUGCGCAGAAACGGCUGCGCAGAAACGGCUGCGCAGAAACGGCUGCGCAGAAACGGCUGCGCAGAAACAGCUGCGCAGAAACAGCUGCGCAGAAACAGCUGCGCAGAAGCAGCUGCGCAGAAGCAGCUGCGCAGAAACAGCUGCGCAGAAACAGCUGCGCAGAAACAGCUGCGCAGAAACAGGGCGCAGAAACAGCUGCGCAGAAACAGCUGCGCAGAAACAGCUGCGCAGAUACAGCUGCGCAGAUACAGCUGCGCAGAUACAGCUGCGCAGAUACAGCUGCGCAGAAACAGCUGCGCAGAUACAGCUGCGCAGAAACAGCUGCGCAGAAACAGCUGCGCAGAAACAGCUGCGCAGAAACAGCUGCGCAGAAACAGCUGCGCAGAAACAGCUGCGCAGGAACAGCUGCGCAGAAACAGCUGCGCAGAAACAGCUGCGCAGGAACAGCUGCGCAGGAACAGCUGCGCAGAAACAGCUGCGCAGAAACAGCUGCGCAGAAACAGCUGCGCAGGAACAGCUGCGCAGGAACAGCUGCGCAGGAACAGCUGCGCAGGAACAGCUGCGCAGAAACAGCUGCGCAGGAACAGCUGCGCAGGAACAGCUGCGCAGGAACAGCUGCGCAGCAACAGCUGCGCAGAAACAGCUGCGCAGAAACAGCUGCGCAGAAACAGCUGCAGAAACAGCUGCGCAGAAACAGCGGCGCAGAAACAGCGGCGCAGAUACAGCGGCGCAGAAACACUCUAUAGCCUCCGGUUACAGGAGCAAGCGGCUGCGCAGAAGCGGCUGCGCAGAAGCGGCUGCGCAGAAGCGGCUGCGCAGAAGCGGCUGCGCAGAAGCGGCUGCGCAGAAGCGGCUGCGCAGAAGCGGCUGCGCAGAAGCGGCUGCGCAGAAGCGGCUGCGCAGUAGCGGCUGCGCAAAACGGCUGCGCAGAAACCGCUGCGCAGAAACGGCUGCGCAGAAACGGCUGCGCAGAAGCGGCUGCGCAGAAGCGGCUGCGCAGAAGCGGCUGCGCAGAAGCGGCUGCGCAGAAGCGGCUGCGCAGAAGCGGCUGCGCAGAAGCGGCUGCGCAGAAGCGGCUGCGCAGAAGCGGCUGCGCAGAAGCGGCUGCGCAGAAGCGGCUGCGCAGAACCGGCUGCGCAGAAACGGCUGCGCAGAAACGGCUGCGCAGAAACGGCUGCGCAGAUACGGCUGCGCAGGAACGGCUGCGCAGGAACGGCUGCGCAGGAACGGCUGCGCAGGAACGGCUGCGCAGGAACGGCUGCGCAGGAACGGCUUCGCAGGAACGGCUGCGCAGCAGCGGCUGCGCAGAAGCGGCUGCGCAGAAGCGGCUGCGCAGAAGCGGCUGCGCAGUAGCGGCUGCGCAGAAGCGGCUGCGCAGAAGCGGCUGCGCAGAGGCGGCUGCGCAGAAGCGGCUGCGCAGAAGCGGCUGCGCAGAAGCGGCUGCGCAGAAGCGGCUGCGCAGAAGCGGCUGCGCAGAAGCGGCUGCGCAGAAGCGGCUGCGCAGAAGCGGCUGCGCAGAAACGGCUGCGCAGAAACGGCUGCGCAGAAACGGCUGCGCAGGAACGGCUGCGCAGAAACGGCUGCGCAGAAACGGCUGCGCAGAAACGGCUGCGCAGAAACGGCUGCGCAGAAACGGCUGCGCAGAAACGGCUGCGCAGAAACGGCUGCGCAGAAGCAGCUGCGCAGAAGCAGCUGCGCAGAAUCAGCUGCGCAGAAGCAGCUGCGCAGAAGCAGCUGCGCAGAAGCAGCUGCGCAGAAGCAGCUGCGCAGAAGCAGCUGCGCAGAAGCAGCUGCGCAGAUACAGCUGCGCAGAUACGGCUGCGCAGAUACGGCUGCGCAGAAACGGCUGCGCAGAAACGGCUGCGCUGAUACGGCUGCGCAGAAACGGCUGCGCAGAAACGGCUGCGCAGAAACGGCUGCGCAGAAACGGCUGCGCAGUAACGGCUGCGCAGAAACGGCUGCGCAGAAACGGCUGCGCAGAAACGUAUGCGCAAAAACGGCUGCGCAGAAACGGCUGCGCAGAAACGGCUGCGCAGAAACGGCUGCGCAGAAACGGCUGCGCAGAAACGGCUGCGCAGAAACGGCUGCGCAGAAACGGCUGCGCAGAAACGGCUGCGCAGAAACGGCUGCGCAGAAACGGCUGCGCAGAAACGGCUGCGCAGAAACGGCUGCGCAGAAACGGCUGCGCAGAAACGGCUGCGCAGAAACAGCUGCGCAGAAACAGCUGCGCAGAAACAGCUGCGCAGAAGCAGCUGCGCAGAAACAGCUGCGCAGAAGCAGCUGCGCAGAAACAGCUGCGCAGAAACAGCUGCGCAGAAACAGCUGCGCAGAAACAGCUGCGCAGAAACAGCUGCGCAGAUACAGCUGCGCAGAUACAGCUGCGCAGAUACAGCUGCGCAGAAACAGCUGCGCAGAAACAGCUGCGCAGAUACAGCUGCGCAGAUACAGCUGCGCAGAAACAGCUGCGCAGAAACAGCUGCGCAGAAACAGCUGCGCAGAAACAGCUGCGCAGAAACAGCUGCGCAGGAACAGCUGCACAGAAACAGCUGCGCAGAAACAGCUGCGCAGAAACAGCUGCGCAGGAACAGCUGCGCAGGAACAGCUGCGCAGAAACAGCUGCGCAGGAACAGCUGCGCAGGAACAGCUACGCAGGAACAGCUGCGCAGGAACAGCUGCGCAGGAACAGCUGCGCAGGAACAGCUGCGCAGGAACAGCUGCGCAGGAACAGCUGCGCAGGAACAGCUGCGCAGAAACAGCUGCGCAGAAACAGCUGCGCAGAAACAGCGGCGCAGAAACAGCGGCGCAGAAACACUCUAUAGCCUCCGGUUACAGGAGCGUACCUCCAUGUUCAAUGUUUUUUGGGCAGUUGAACAUGUAA